AUGUCGCUCUCUGCUAACGUUCUCCGCAGAACUUCCACCCUUCUCUCCAAGGCAUCUGGAAUCCCUGCCUGUUCCUCUGUUGGUUUCUCCACCAAUGUUGACCAAUCCACCAACCUCAAGGAAGUUCUUGCCAAGAAGAUUCCUGCCCACAACGCCAGCGUCAAGGAAUUCAGAACUCAGCAUGGUAACACUGUUGUACAGAAGGUCAACGUCGACAUGAUCUACGGAGGUAUGCGUUCCAUGAAGGGAAUGGUCACCGAAACCUCUGUCUUGGACCCCGAGGAGGGAAUCCGUUUCCGUGGAUACUCUAUUCCUGAGUGCCAGAAGCUUCUUCCUAAGAUCCCAGGAGGAGAAGAGCCACUUCCAGAAGGAAUCUGGUGGCUUCUCUGUACUGGAGAUAUCCCUAACGAGAAGCAGGUUGCUGCCAUCACCAAGGAAUGGAAUGCUCGCGCUGACCUUCCAGCUCACGUCGCUAGAAUGUUGGACAACUUCCCAGACAACCUUCAUCCAAUGGCCCAAUUCAUUGCUGCCAUCGCUGCUUUGAAUAACGAAAGCAAGUUCGCUGCUGCUUACGCUCGUGGAGUUCCCAAGUCUGCUUACUGGGAGUAUGCUUAUGAAGAUUCCAUGGAUCUUCUUGCCAAGCUCCCAACUGUUGCUGCCAUGAUCUACCGCAACUUGUACCGUGAUGGAUCCGCUGUUGGAGUCAUCGACCCCAAGAAGGAUUGGUCCGCCAAUUUCUGCUCUAUGCUCGGAUAUGAUGAUCCACUUUUCUCUGAACUCAUGAGACUCUACCUCACCAUCCACUCUGACCACGAAGGAGGAAACGUUUCCGCCCACACUUCUCACCUUGUAGGAUCUGCUCUCUCUGAUCCAUACCUUUCCUUCUCCGCCGCUAUGGCUGGACUCGCUGGACCUCUUCACGGUCUUGCCAACCAAGAAGUCUUGGUCUUCUUGAACAAGAUCGUCUCUGAAGUUGGAUUCAACUACUCAGAGGAACAACUUAAGGAAUGGAUCUGGAAGCACUUGAAGAGCGGACAGGUUGUUCCAGGAUACGGACAUGCUGUACUUCGUAAGACUGAUCCCCGUUAUGAAUGCCAGCGCGAGUUUGCCCUCAAGCAUUUGCCAAAGGACGAUCUUUUCCGUCUCGUAUCUACCAUCUACAAGAUCGCUCCUAACAUUCUUUUGGAGCAAGGAAAGGCCAAGAACCCAUGGCCAAAUGUUGAUGCUCACUCCGGAGUUCUCCUUCAAUACUUCGGUAUGACUGAGAUGUCCUUCUACACUGUAUUGUUCGGAGUUUCCCGUGCUCUCGGAUGCCUUUCUCAACUCAUCUGGGCUCGUGGUAUGGGACUCCCUCUUGAGCGUCCUAAAUCCCACUCAACCGAAGGAUUGAAGAAGCUCGCUGCUGCUAGCAAGCUCUAA
Auanema sp. JU1783 is the source of this 1419-nucleotide messenger RNA. The record is from the annotation of a GenBank genome assembly. Lineage: Eukaryota; Metazoa; Nematoda; Chromadorea; Rhabditida; Rhabditidae.